Molecule: messenger RNA, 2313 nt
Organism: Oncorhynchus masou masou (cherry salmon)
Lineage: Eukaryota; Metazoa; Chordata; Actinopteri; Salmoniformes; Salmonidae
Product: coiled-coil domain-containing protein 138-like
Exons: 13
Coding region: 82-1923 (613 amino acids)
Source: RefSeq, a predicted model, not a curated record
AUGCACAUAAUUCAAACUGACAACAAGUUGACUGCUUUUGGAGUUUGUUGUUAAACAAUACAUCUGUGUGAAACCUCCAAGAUGAACAACGAAUCGUCAGGGAGCGAGUUGGACGUUACGGUUGAGAGGCUGAAAAUGAAAUAUCUGGAAAGGAAACGGGUCUCUACAGAGCAGAAAGCACCUGCGCUGAGUGGAAGACACUACCAUGGUGGGCAGCAGAGAGUUGUGAAGUCCCCCAGGUCUAGACGCACCACCACCAGGGAGAUGAGCGGUUACAAUAGAGCCUUACAGGAGCUGUUCCAGGCUGUUACCAACCCUCCAGACAGGUUGUACAGUGACUGUAGUCGGGAUGACAGUGAGGAGGACCUGAGUGAGAACUAUAUUUUCAGCCCUCUCCUGGACACACAGACCCACUACACAGAGACAGAUGUGACCCUGCCCUCCAGCCUGGCCCGUACCUUGGGCUCCCGAGAGACUGAGUCCACCGUAGGCCUGGCCAGAGAAGAGGAGGUGAGGGGGGAGAAAGGGGGGAGAGGGGUGAGGCAGAAGCAGUCCUCCCCUGUCCUCUCCCCCUCCUGCCCCUCAGUGAUGGGACAGGUUUACCAGGAGAUGCUGCACAUCUACCAACAACUACAGGCAGAACGUUUGAGCCAGCUGCAGUGGUCGGCCCAGCUCCAGGACAGAGAGAACAGACUGCUACAGCAAGAGGAGAGCCGUAGUGAGGAGGUGAGUCAGCUACAGGAGCAGCUGAGCGAGAAAACCAGAGAGAACAAGAGGUUAAAGUCCAGCUUCAACUCCAUCAAGGAACUCAAUGACAACAUGAAGAAACAGCUGAAUGAGCUGAGUGAGCAGAACAAGCGUCUGGAGAACCAGUUCAGGAAGGUCCAGGCUCGGCUAGAGAACCUUCAGAGGAAGUAUGAAUACUCCAUGGCACAGAAGGGGAGAGGGAACGUUUGUCAGAAGGCCAUUGAGUCCAAACCUUCUAAACCUGAGAAAAAAGCAACCUCCAAGCCAGCCAAGGGUAGUGUAAGUCCCACCCCUCUCAGGCUGCUGGCUUUGCUAUUGGAUUGGAUUCUAGACAGAGAGACGUUUCCUCCAGUCGCAGGAGACAGCAGAACAGCCCAGGGUCAGCAGCACACGUCACCAGUGGUCUCUCUCCUCGACAGGUGCUCUAAGGUUUUGCCUCUGUUGGUUGAGCAGCUGCAGCAGUCCUCUGCAUCACCAGACCCCUCUGGUACCCUGUCCCUGAUCAAGUUUAUAUACUGGAGCCUGAGAGAGAUAGACAACAGCAUACAGCCAGUGGCUCUGUCGUCCACUUUGCGGCGUCUGGGGGAGGAGGUGUCCAGGGUUCCGACCCAGCAGCAGGACCCCAGUGGCCCUCUGAAGACCAGGGGCCCUCCUCUACCUCCCUCGCUGCACAGGAGCCUCUGUCCCCACACACGUCUCCUGUCCUCCCUCAUCAUCCUCAGGACCGUCACCCAGGCUGACAUCCUAGCCCAGGUGUUGGACUCCCUCCACAGUGACCUGGUGUGUGUGGAUGUCCGGGGGCUGUUUCUUCAGUACGGGGGAGUGUCUGUCCUCCUAGCCCUGCUCCGGGGAGGGAAGGGGGGGCUGCAGACCCCCCUAGACAUCCUACUGCAGCUCAGCACAGAGUCACGGUAUCUGUCUGAGUUCCUGUGUGCUUGCAGCACUGAAGAGUUCUUCCGUACUGCAGCUCUCCUUGUGAAGAACCCCAGACUAGAACUUCCUCUUCUGGAAAAACUCUCCAUCAUCCUACAGAAACUCUCCAAGAUCAGGAAGAACAGGCGGCUGUUUGAGCUCUGCUCUCUUCAUCUGCUGCUGCAGGAGAUGCACAGAACAACUGACCCUACACUCACCUUCUUGUCAUUGAACCUUAGCUCUAUACUUCUCAAUCUGAAAUAACACACUCACACGUAUAUUGUGGUGGUGACUUUUUAUUUUUGUCAAGUUUUGUAAUAUGUUUUUAUAUGAUCUUAACCUAUAUAUUGUACGUUGUUUUGAACAUGUUUACCAUCUGCUAUGAAAUGAGCAUCAUGUUGGGCGAGGCUAUGUUUGUCUCAUGCAUUCUGAGGUAAAGAUGAUUUCACAAGGAAGCUUUUAAAAGCAAUAAACUAAGAAAUUAUGGGAAACAGUGUUUGAUUUCUCUGUCUUAUAGUUACGAAAUACGUUAGUUUAUGUCAUAUGUUUUCUAUAAACCUGUUUGUUAUGGACUAAAGCUGGAGGUUUUUAACAAGUCCGUGACGGUGAGGAGAAUAUCACACUGACAGACAUUUCUGAUCUCUCCUCUGUAAA